AUUGGGAGGAAUGAGAGGGAAUGGAUUUAGGUUUAAUGAAAUUUUUGUUAAAAUCCCUAAAAUACCCCUUCAAUAUCAACCCUUUUUUUCUCAUUCAGCCGUAAAAAAAUAUAGCUAUCAUUCUAUUGUCCGUUCUCUGUUCUCUGUAGAGUGAAGCUGCUGCCGUUGGUCUUGCUUUUUCUUUUGUCUGCUACAAUUUUCGGUUAUUGCUCAAACCAAAGAGAUGGUGAUCUUCAAGACACACAGCGUGCCACGGUUGAAGAGCAAGUUGGCAAGUUUCUUCACAUGUUAGCACAUAAUCAGACAACUCGUACAAUGUCCUUCUUUUUUUGUCGUUCCAGUGAGACCAUUAGUCGCCAUUUCCAUAACGUGCUAAGAUCAAUAAUUAUGUUAGAGGAUCAAUUCCUUCAACAACCUGAUGGAACCCAAGUGCCACUUGAAAUACUACAAAGUAGUAGGUUCAACCCAUAUUUUAAGGAUUGUAUUGGGGCACUUGAUGGAACACAUGUUCGUGUCAAAGUGUCUAAUGAGGAUGCACCAAGAUAUCGGGGUAGGAAGGGUUACACAACACAAAAUGUCUUGGCAGCAUGCUCAUUUGAUUUAAAAUUCACAUACGUGUUACCAGGUUGGGAAGGAACUGCGUCAGAUUCAAGAAUAAUAAAGAGUGCUUUAACUAGAAACGAUAAUUUGAAAAUCCCACAAGGUAAAUAUUAUCUUGUUGAUGCGGGAUACAUGAAUAGAAGUCGUCUGAUUGCACCUUAUAGGGGAGUGCGUUAUCAUUUAAAAGAGUACUCUGUUCGUCCCCCUGAAAAUGCUAAAGAAUUGUUUAAUUUGCGACAUGCGUCAUUACGCACUGCUAUUGAAAGAGCAUUUGGUGUACUUAAAAAGAAAUUUCCUAUCAUAGCAAGUACUACAGAGCCUAAUUAUUGUGUUGACACUCAAAAUGAAAUCAUUUUAGCAUGUUGCAUACUUCAUAAUUAUUUAAUGGGUGUCGAUCCUGAUGAAAGUCUUAUUGCUGAAGUUAAUGAAGAGGUUUUGCAUUCUCAUCGUGAACGUGUGGCCCCUACUCCAAGAGAAGAUGAUGAGGAUGCUAGGCAAGGAGAUAUUAUUAGAGAUUCUAUAGCAUCAGCCAUGUGGCAAAACUAUGUCCAAAUGUGAUAGCUUUUGGGUUUAUUGUUGUCAUGUCGUUUAAGACUAUGUUAUA
This is a messenger RNA of Quercus lobata, 1204 nucleotides long. Its product is annotated as putative nuclease HARBI1. The coding region runs from base 286 to 1158 and encodes 290 amino acids. The transcript has 4 exons. NCBI's taxonomy places the organism in Eukaryota, Viridiplantae, Streptophyta, Magnoliopsida, Fagales, Fagaceae. The record is from RefSeq and is a predicted model, not a curated record.